CCCGCAGUCUCUCUCCCUUCUUCUCACUCGACAUUCGAAGAGGAGCGCUACUCUGCACACUCAGUGCUCCGCUCAUAUCCUGCGCCCUCCCUCUUUCCUCAGAACGGUAAAAAAGCGAAAAAAAACCUAAUUCCAGCCCUUCGAAAACCAUUUUUCUAGAAAAGAAUGAAAAAUCGCUGGAUCGUCAUGAAAUCGUCGAAGAUUGGAGGCAGCGAAAAGAAUCGCGGUCUCACCGAUCACGUGCUCAGGCUCCAUCAACGCCUUUCCAACGCCCUCAGCCUCGGGAUCAAAUAUUAUGAUAACAAAGAGAGGAGGUGGCAAUGCACAGAUGUGGAGAUACAAGGGCUUGCAGUUCGCACAAUGACUGCAUUUAUUAGUUGCAUUUCAUCUGAUAUGUCCCAACAUCCACUUGUGGAGGACUCAAUUACCGAUAUGCUGGUUGCACUGGAAGGAAUCCUUCAAUCUGGAAAUGAGAACGUAUUGAGCAUGGCAGUGAAUGCAACAACAAAGUUGGUUGAACUUUUAGGCAAUUCCCUACUCCAACGUCAUGUUUUGGAGCUUGUUCGUCCUUUGUCACGCUUGUUAUCACUGCGUAGAUCAUCAAUCACAGUUUCAUGUGCAAUUGCUUUGAAUCGCAUCCUCUCAAAGCUAACACCUUUGAGACUUGAGAAAUACAAAGAGGUGUGGGAAGUUGUGGAGGAAACAAAUGCAGUUGGCAGCAUCGUCCGUUGUUUACAGGAUUACGUCAACGGAAUUCAACCAGUUGAACAUUUCACAGAGAUGGCAUCUCUUUUAAGGACAAUACUGUGGCGGUGGCCUCCCUCUAGGUAUCUUGUUUGGAGUAAUUCUGAACUAAUGGAAGGGCUAGGUGAUGCCUGUGCAAAGCCUGAUUCUGCUGUUGCAACUGCUGUUUUGAAACUAUAUUCUGCUUUAGCUCUAUGUGGUAAUGGGGCCAUGAAGCUUAUUCAAAAUGGAGAAAAACUUCUGCCUAUGAUAGUGCACUGCAUGGGAAGCUCACAGCCACGCCAUAUUCGGAUGGAGGCCUUUACACUCUCUCAACAUUUAAUGAGAUCUUCCAAAGGGUGUUCUGAAUUGUCCGGGAAAUGUUAUGAGCCUAUUGUCAGAGGCAUAAUUAAUGCAAUGAAUGACUGGAGAUCACCAUGUUCUGAGAAGGUUCCUCCUGAUCUGGUGCCUUUGGUAGUGGAGGCGUGUUGCUCAGCAUUAUUUACUUGUUGGGCCAGGGAGCAUCAUUCUUAUUUUUGGAAGCUUGGGAUCGACAGAAUCCUUCUUGAUCUUCUUGUAAACAAUUUCAGCAAAAUUGAUCAAUCUCCAGCUUGUGGUCCAUUGGAAGAGCUGAUAGCUGCACGGAAGGGCCUUUAUGCUCACGGUCUUCCGGUUAUAAGGCCUUACAUCUGGGAUAUACUUGGAUUGCUUGCAACAAACUGUGGAGAAGAUUUUGACCCAACCAUAUACGGAAAUAGGCGUCACCUUAAUGGUCUUAUUGCCUGUGCAUGUUCGGUGGCUGCGGAUUCAAUUCGUGGAGGGCCUCAUUCUUCAGAAAAAGAUUUCCCAACCACAUCAGAGCGUGAACCAGCAUGCAGAGCAGUUUCACUGAUGGUGUAUUCUCCCUGCAAGUAUAUUGCAUCACAGACUAGGCACUUUCUAUCAUUUGCAUUAAUGCCCAAUGGAAAUGAGUAUCUGGAAAACAUGCUCGCUACCCUUAAAUCAGCUGCCAUUGGGGAUACCUUUGCAGCAUCCGACAACAGCCGACUCGUCAUUAGCUUAAUGAGUUUCACAUUUUAUUUGAGCUUGCCACAGUUUCAGAACCUCAUUGUUGAAGGUGAAGCUGUAAAGACGUUAUCAUCCUUUAUCAGGGUGUGGGUGGGCAGUGAUAUGAGAGUUCGAAGGACGAGCAUCGCCCCACAUUUACAUAACACAUCAAGUGUGAGAAAGUGCUGCUUGUUCAAUAUGGAAGAUUGGGAAGGCGGAGAUGUUGUUUUGUUUUUCAGCCUCCGAGCACUUUCCAAAUUGAUACAGCAUUUUGAUUUCAAAUUCAAUCACCAAGUGAUAACCUCACAGCAUAUUGGCAUUGUAGAGUUGGUGGAUUCUCAAGAUGGAAAUUUAGUUGUCUGGCUAAAGGAGCUCUGCAAUAAUAGCACCUUGAGUCCAGGACCUAGAUGGUAUGCCGCAUACAGUCUUAGUUUUUUUGGCUUCUAUGGUUUUCAGAGUAAGCUUGGCAAGAGGGUCGAAAAAGCACUAAAUGAGAAUGAACUUGCUGACCUGCAACUUGUUCUUUCGGAUGGCCAAAGUAUAAGAGUUCAUAGCAUCAUUCUUAAGUUUAGAUGCCCUUCUUUGUUGCCACUGCUGCCUAUGGAGAAAGCAUCGCUUGAUGGUUCUAAUGAACAGCAAGAUAUCAAGCAAUUGUGCAGAAAGUUCCAGCGGGAAGUUCGUUUAUCUCCUCGCGUGGACAACUGUGCUUUGAUGAAGUUGCUAGAAUUUGUUUAUACGGGAAUUUUAUGGGCAGAUGAUGGCCUUGUGAAACAGUUGAGAAUGCUUGCAAAGCGCUGCAACUUACAGUCAUUGUCAGAUAUUCUUUACAGAAAACAACCAAAGUGGGGCGCUGGCAUAACUGGCUUUGACUUCACUCCUGCUCUUGGACCAGCUGGAUAUCCUUUCUCUGACAUCAUCCUGGAAGCUAAAGAAACUGGGGCAAUGCUUUGGACUUGCAGUGUUUGCUUGCUAUCAGCACCGCAUGUGCAUGCCCACAAAAUCAUAUUGUGGUCAAGCUGCGAUUAUCUUCAGGCACUAUUCCAGUCAGGAAUGCAGGAGAGUCGUUCACAGAACUUGAAGAUUCCUUUGUGUUGGGAAGCACUAGCCAAAUUAGUCAGUUGGUUCUAUUCAGGGGAGUUGCCGAAACCAAGCCAAGACUGCUUGUGGAAUAACAUGGACAUGGAGCAGCAGCUAUGUGAGCUGCAGGCUUACAUAGAGCUUUCUUCACUAUCCGAAUUCUGGUUUUUGGAAGAUGUCCGGAAAGAGAGCAUUGAUGUAGUUCUGUCUUGCCUGAAAUCUAACCAUCAGUUGUGCCUCAAGAUCAUCCAGUUUGCUGCGACCCUUGCUCAGCAGGAAAUAGUUGAAGCUGCUGUAAGUUACAUAGCCCCUCUGUAUCCUAGGAUGCGUGACUCAGGUGAUCUUGAAGUUCUAGAUGAAGAGCUGCGUGAUGUUGUUCGGGUUGCAUAUGUUCGUUUUUGUCAAGAGGGUCAUCAGCGGACUGAUUGAACAUGCUGAAGGACUGCCCCCAUUGGAAAUCUCUACUUUUUAAUAGCUGCUAGCUGACAUGCUGGUUUGCAUUUUGCGGGCCCAUGUUCCGCAACUUGUUGAUUGACUGGUUCAAAUCAAGAGAGGAACGGCCUCCUUUCUGAAGGAUCUGCUAUGGUCCAUGGCGUUCAUUUUCGGCAGGGUUGGAAAUACAGAUUCUAAACAACAUUGAUGACAAUCUAUUUAUACUGGAUUGCUUUUUGGGGAGUUGAAACUAAGAAAAAGCUGGCGCAGAACAUCUACUGAUUGAUUACUUGGGGUACAACUCGGGUGGGUGGGUUCAGGUUUAGGAUCAACCCGAGCCCAAUCUGACCUCAAGAGGACCCAACCCGCAACCCAACCCAACCCAAGGUGCCCAACCUGUCCCGACCCAACCUGACACGGCCUGACCCAACCCAACCCAACCCAACCCAACCCAAGGUCCUCUAUACUCGACGCAACCCAACCUGGCCCAAAUGAAUGCAACUCCUCCCAACCUGACGUAACCUGGCCAAAACUCAACCUGAACCAGACUGAAUUCAGAUCAGGUUGGCUUCUUUACAACCUGAACCCAACCUAAGGACCUAGACAGCCUGAACUGAACUUAUGUUGGGUCAUUCGGGUUUGGGUUGAUCUGAAUCAAGUUGCAGCUCUAUUGCUUACACAUAUCUUCCUGAAUUUGCAUUUGGUCUUUUCUCUUUCUUUUCUCCCUGUAAGUUCAAACGUGUAUCUUUAAGUGAGCGUGUAUCUUUAAGUGCAAAACCUCUGUAUAAAAAAGUCAAAGAAAUAGGUUUGAUGUUUGCAUACUGUGGUUGUGUUCAUUUGACUUAGGGUGUGUUGGGGUGCCUUAUUGAAUUUAUCUGUUAUUAUUAAUGUAAUAAAAUGGGAAUGGAUCAAAUUAUAAGUUUGUUUCUCGGCGUUCCCAUUGAA
This is a messenger RNA of Magnolia sinica, 4224 nucleotides long. RefSeq names its product BTB/POZ domain-containing protein At1g04390. The record is from RefSeq and is a predicted model, not a curated record. Lineage: Eukaryota; Viridiplantae; Streptophyta; Magnoliopsida; Magnoliales; Magnoliaceae. Gene Ontology annotation, molecular function: protein binding. The transcript is spliced from 8 exons. Bases 166 to 3276 code for a protein of 1036 amino acids.